AUGGAUAUCAACGUGGUAUGGCAGGAAAUAAUGCGCUUCCAGGAGACAGUCAUUGGUACUUCUGGGCACCUGUACGCGGCCGAACAGGAGAACGCACUGGUGCAUGAUUUCCUGGAGAGGAUCCCCGUCGAGACACUGUUCGCUUGUCUACAGGACGCAAGCGAUCGUGGAUCCUCCAAGCAGGUGAAGCAGGCGUGUGCCUGUAUCAACCGCGUGCUGAGCGCUGAGGACGACGGUACCGGUCUCUUCUUUCAGCCAGACAUUGUACCGUUUGUUCUGGCUGGACUAGCGCAUGUAGAGAAGGAGGCGAGAGUGCUUGUGGUGAACCAGUUUAUUGCACAACUAGGCAGGAAGCCGUCGCUGGACCAGGUCAAAGUCGCGGACCCACUGGUUUUGACGCAGGUUUGCGAUGUAAUAACGGAUGAAGACAUUGAGGUGGCUGCCAAGGCGUCGACUGUGUUGGAAAUGCUUUCAAACAUCGCAAACAGUGGCAUCUACCAAGCAGUGCUAGACUCACUGAAGACCAAAGCGCAGAGCAGUGAAAUUACAGAGAAUUCAAUUGAAUUCUUACGGUAUUUGGAAACAAUUGUGAAGAUCUGCGCACAGAAGGAUGAACACAUGGAGUAUGGCAUCUCUUCUGGUGCCAUUGACUUGAUUCUGAACUGCCUAAAAUCAGACGACCCACUGUUCUUGAUGAAUGUCGUCGACUUGGUGCCCGCAUUAUGCCAGACCAAGAUUGGUGUGCAGUACAUAUUUCAGUCCGGAACGCUGAAGACUCUGCUUGCGAUGACAGAAGAUCCAUUUGUUGGAGGCAACGCCGUUCGACUUGUGGGCGAAGUGUCAGCUACUGCCGCCAGUUUGAAUAUUCAAUCAUGGAGUUGGAGCGACGCCACACUCUCCAAGGCUUUUCUGGAGACGGUGGAGAGAAAAAUGCAAAGUUCGGAUUCGUUGCAACAGAUUGCAGCCAUGGACGCGCUGGCUGCGUUUGCGUCCUCGUCCGACAAAGAGCUCCAACUUCUGCUCCAAUACCGCAGCAUUUGUCAAGUGUGGCUACAGUUCGGUAGCAGUACGAAGAUGCCGGUUAAAGCCAAUUGUUUUCACUCACUGGCACGAGUGCUCGGGGCACACACGCGACUCGCGAAGCAGCCUGAGCAAGUGCCUGAGGAGAAUGCCGGUGUCUGGAACAUGUGCGAGCGGUUGUUCAAUAGUUUAGGAGUGGAAUGUGCGCAGCAGUCGACUUUAGUCUUGCUCAUGAACGCGUUGAAGCAGCCGUUCGAGGAGUUGCGGACGUCUGUCUUCCACGUUCUACGCUCCGUGGCUGCACAGAACAGCGCUUGGGGGAUGCGUGCGUUGCUCUCAUACGGCGGCUUCUUCGAGUUCCUCAUGGACCGCACCACUGAGCCGACCAAGGAGACGCGGGAGUGGAAAUUCGCAGUACUGGACGCUGUUCUAGCCUCGCCAUUCCAUUCGCUGUUGGAUGCAUCUUUACUGGAAAAGCUGCAGGCGAGUCUGCGUCGAGGUCCCUACGCUGGAGCGGCAGCCCCUGCCGAGAUGGAGCUCGAGUCGGCCUGA
Phytophthora infestans T30-4 is the source of this 1572-nucleotide messenger RNA. RefSeq lists its product as uncharacterized. Gene Ontology annotation, biological process: proteasome assembly. The coding region runs from base 1 to 1572 and encodes 523 amino acids. Gene Ontology annotation, cellular component: cytosol. The transcript is spliced from 11 exons. NCBI's taxonomy places the organism in Eukaryota, Oomycota, Peronosporomycetes, Peronosporales, Peronosporaceae. The record is from RefSeq and is a predicted model, not a curated record.